This is a messenger RNA of Owenia fusiformis, 1037 nucleotides long. The record is from the annotation of a GenBank genome assembly. Lineage: Eukaryota; Metazoa; Annelida; Polychaeta; Sabellida; Oweniidae.
AGAAAAUAAUCUAAAAGGUAAUUGGAGAAGUCGCCCAAAAUGGGAGUCAAAGUUAUUUUAGUGGUUGCCAUGAUAACAGCAUUAGCAACCAAAUGUGAAGCGCUGACGGAGACCAGAGUUGAGAGUAUAAAAGCCCUGAUAAGUGCUCAUAUAACUGCUAAGGAUGUUGAUAAUAACCCUGGAACAUCUCUGUUGGCCGGUGUUGUACGCCUUGCAUACACUGACUGCAUCGGAGGAUGUGACGGCUGUGUCAAUGUUGCUGAUGAGAAAAACGCUGGACUUGAACAAUACAUUGAUCAGCUUGAUGAAUUCUAUGAUCCUGAUUAUACACAGAUUAUGUCCCGUGCUGAUUUAUGGGCUCUAGCCGCCAUAGUAGCUUUAGAAGAUGCUGCAAAUAAUUGUAAUGGUCCAAGCUGCGGCACACCAGAGGUUCCAACUAUUACAUUUAGGUUUGGACGUGUUGAUUGUGCAGAAUCUCCAAAAACAACCACAUCGCAAACGAUCCCCGAUGCCCAUAAUGUUGAGACUGAUGAAUUCACAGUAUUGGGUAAUGCUAAUGACCUAAAUCUAUCUGAUGAUGAAAUUGUAGCCCUGAUGGGUGCACAUACACUUGGAAAAGCACGCAAAGCAAAUGUUGGGUUCAAUGGAGCAUGGGUACAGAAAAAAGCACUCCUUAAUAAUGGCUAUUAUGUUGAUAUGAUAGACUCAAGCCUGGGUUGGACACAAAGUGAUCUAAAUGCAGGAAAUAACAGAGCAGCAAGAUGGCAGUGGGAUCAAGGGCAAAGAAUGAUGCUUAACACAGACAUGAACCUUUAUAAAGAACUAGACCUCUCCGCAAAUGAUGGCAGUUCAGCAUGCACCUACUCAUCAUGUCCUGAUGCCAGUACGAAAGCAAAGGUGGAAGCUUAUGCAGCUAGCAACACACUAUGGAUUAGUGAGUUUGGCCCUGCCUUUGAGAAAAUGAUUGAAAACACAGAUGAAACCCUUAAAGACCUCUACACUACUUUAACCACAACUGAGGUUGAUGCUAUCAGAGC